AUGAAAAAGUUGGAGGUUGGAUACCCGAGUGAUAUGUCAAGAAGAUGCAUACAAACUGUCCAGUUUCCUGAAUCUGCAGAACCUGACCUCAUCAACCAAAGUGAUCACCAGGUUAAUCUUCCGGAUUUUUUCUUGGCGGACCAAUUCACAAGCCAGGUGCAAGCACUGAGAAGUUUGGAGUUCUACAUUUGUUACUAUGGCUGGGGAGACUUCAGGCUCAGACAAAACACAUGCAGAUCAAGUCAUGUCUAUAGCACAUUCUACUUCAUCGUCGCUGUGAUUCCUUACUGGUCACGUUUCCUUCAGUGUGUUCGGAGAUUAGUCGAAGAGAAAGAUUCAACAGAAGGCUACAAUGCUCUCAAGUAUUUCUUGACCAUAGUUGCUGUGUGCUUGAGAACAGCUUAUAGCCUUAACAGAGGAAACUCCUGGAGAAACGCUGCUUGGUUUUUCUCUGCCUUGGCAACUUUAUACGGCACAUAUUGGGACAUUGUGUUUGACUGGGGAUUGCUUCACAGAUCAUCUAAAAGUUGGUUGAGAGAUAAGCUUCUUGUUCCUCACAAAUCCGUAUACUACGUUGCAAUGGUGGUAAACGUUGUGUUGAGGUUGGCAUGGUUGCAGACUGUUCUGGAUUUCAAUAUCCCAUUCUUGCAUCGAGAAAUAAUGGUUGCUCUUCUUGCUAUUCUCGAGAUCAUACGCCGUGGUAUCUGGAAUUUCUUCAGGUUAGAGAACGAGCAUUUGAACAAUGUGGGGAAGUUCAGAGCAUUCAAAUCAGUUCCUUUGCCAUUCAACUACGAUGAAGAAUGAGAGGCGAGAUAGUUAGUUCUUGGAUUGGUUCUCCUCAAGGUGUUACUAUUGGUAUUGUUAGGGGCUGCUUGUAAGGAUAUUAGAAUUAGAUGCUUAGUAUAGAACAAGCUUACCUAGGUUUUGUUGUGCUCUCUGCUUUGACAUUUGAGGAAACCAGAAGCAACAACAUUAUAAGAGACUGAGGUUAUCCAGAGGGCGAACCUAUCUUUAAAGUCUAUAAACCUUGCAUUGAUGAUUUCAUGGGAAGAUUUUUCUUUAUUUAAAGUAGAUGUUGAUUUUAUGUCUAAGAGCACAUAUAUAAAUGAGCUGGCCUAGACUUUGCAACAAGCAAUGACAACAACAUAACUUGUCAAAAAAAAAACGAAGCAUGAGCAUAUUGAUCUUGCAGCUGAAACCCAAAUAAUUUGACAAAAACAGAGCAACUAAAUCCAUAGUUUCACUCGAGUGUAGGACUAAGAAACCCAAGAUUUACCCGCUGUGGAUAUC
This is a messenger RNA of Brassica rapa (field mustard), 1290 nucleotides long. RefSeq names its product phosphate transporter PHO1 homolog 8. Gene Ontology annotation, molecular function: phosphate transmembrane transporter activity; inositol hexakisphosphate binding. The record is from RefSeq and is a predicted model, not a curated record. Gene Ontology annotation, cellular component: plasma membrane; cytoplasm; trans-Golgi network. Lineage: Eukaryota; Viridiplantae; Streptophyta; Magnoliopsida; Brassicales; Brassicaceae. Gene Ontology annotation, biological process: cellular response to phosphate starvation; phosphate ion transport.